This is a messenger RNA of Conger conger (European conger), 2846 nucleotides long. RefSeq names its product adipolin-like. The transcript has 8 exons. The coding region runs from base 332 to 1282 and encodes 316 amino acids. Gene Ontology annotation, molecular function: hormone activity. NCBI's taxonomy places the organism in Eukaryota, Metazoa, Chordata, Actinopteri, Anguilliformes, Congridae. The record is from RefSeq and is a predicted model, not a curated record.
CAUUCCACCGUGAUGCAUUUCAUAGCUGAGUGAACCUUCAGCUCUGCUGGACCGCUGGUGUGCAGGUCGCCAGGGAAGCCAUAGAAACCGCCAGAGAGGGAGAGACAGAGAGGGAGAGAGACAGAGUGCGAGAGAGGAGAAGCCUGAGGGUAGAGAAGCUUCUUGUCUUUGUCCAAAAUCCUUGGCAUUGAAGCGCGCGCAGACUGCAAGGAAACCUGGGACACUUUCGUUUUAGCUCGUGGCAUUUCGGAGCCCGCCGGGUGGAUUAAGGCACCUCCCAGUGAGGAGAUUUCGGCGUAGCCGCCCGCCCCACGCCCCCUGACGGUCCGGGAUGAGGUGCUGGCCGCUGGCCGUGGCGGCCGCCGCGCUGUGGGUGCAGUGGCUCCUCCUGCCGCAGGCGCAGGCCAGGAAGGAGAGGAGGAGGCAGAAGGAGGCGAGCCCUCAGCACACGGAGGCGCACAACAGCACCCUGUCCAACAGCGAGGAGCUGGACGAAGGCACCAAGCUUGCAGAGAACCAGCGUGUGGACCCCCUCGGGUCCUGGAUGGACUUUGUGAAGAGGCCAGUGGGAAACCCUGCUAAGUGCCGUAAGAGAAAAAGACCGCUGCCUGGACCCCCAGGCCCUCCGGGUCCCCCAGGGCCACAGGGGCCCCCAGGACUUCCUGGGGCAGAAGUGACCCAAGAGGCAUUGCUCCAAGAAUUCAAAGACAUGAUCCGAAAGGCCACAGACAGACGGGCAGAAGUGGACAGGAGGACCAGCCCCAGCGCACUGCCCCCAGCCCUGAUCACCCUGGAGGGCAUGACCUCAUACAGGAGGAUACAGGAGGCCUUCCACUGCAGGCUCAAGGGUCCCGUCAUCGUGGACAAGAAAACCCUGAUGGAGCUUCAAACAUAUCAGACACCCCCAGCCAAAGGAGCCUUCCUCCGGGGCGCUGGGAUGGACCUCUCCACCGGCCGCUUCACAGCGCAGGUCACUGCUAUCUACCAGUUCUCCGCAAACAUCCACAUCGACCACAGCGAGGUGAAGAAGAGCAAGGCCCAGCUGCGAGCGAGGGACAACCUGCGCGUGCUCAUCUGCAUCGAGUCGCUCUGCCACAGAUACACGUCCUUGGAGACGAUUGUUGGCUUGGAAAGCAACAGCAAGAUAUUCACAGUGUUUGUCCAUGGGCUUCUGGAACUACAGGCUGGGCAGUACACCUCCGUGUUUGUGGACAAUGGAGCCGGGGCCUCAGUCACCAUACAGAACGGCUCGGAUUUCAUGGGAAUACUGAUCGGCGUGUAGCGGCACCCGCCCUCGCUCACACCUGGGACCCCCGUCGCUUCAAUGUGCCCCUCGUAUCUCUGAGCGGACACCAUGCAGAACCUGGGGGAGGCGGAGUUACGGGACAUUCAUGGUCGAAGACAAAGCAACGCUCAGGUUUCCCUUUUCAAUGGGCAAAUGGCCAAUAUUUAUUAACCUCAAGAGAUGUGAGAAAUUCACACAAGGCCAUUAGACCGGACGCUACACGGACCAACAUCCUGACUGUUGGAGCACAGUGAAUAUUCAUCCUGAUGGACCUUCUCACCUUAUGAUGUCAGCUCCCACCCUUACAGUUCAUGUUUCUUAUACUCACGCAACAAAAAGUGUAGUAUCUGCUGCCAUUCCGCAAUGCAGACUUGCCUAACUUUAGUGAAGUAUUUAUCAGACUGGCGUGUUACACACAUUGUACCAGGUCGCCAUGGCACUUUCCUGAGUGAUGUUAGUGGGCAGUUGUCGUACAUGUGAAAAAAGAACAGUUUGAGGGUUACAAGGCACAUUAUAUUUAAUCCUUUUGUAUUUGUGAUUUGCAUGUGCACACAUUUGCAUUUGAUAAUCUGCCUGCAUCCAAAGCCUCAUCCUUUAUUCUGUAUGUCUAACAAACGUAGGCGUGGAGCUCAAGGGAAUGGUUGAAACAGUCCAAAAAAAACAGGCUGACCACAUACCUUCAUAACACCUUGUAAAUGUGCUUCAUUACUGUACACGUUUCGUGAUGGUGAAGUGAUUGGUUGUCUAAUAACUGCCAACGCACAUUUGAACAGCUGCCAGACCAUAAUCCGAUGCAGAGACCUGCAAGUCAAAACACUGAGAUUCAAAGUUUAGUUCAAAUAUCCAUGACAACUAAAACCAUUUCUUGUAGAAACCAAUCAUGUCGUCUUCAGAAAGACUGAAGCUAAUCCAGGACACACCAGUACUGUAAGUGUUACUGGUCUCACUGGAUAAGUUACUGGGCUUUUCCAUUGUUAUUCAGUACAGAAGAGCCAUAGGCACUCAAACCUAAUUUAAUGACCACAUCAGUCACUAAAAAUAUAGUGCAUGUGGGUGAGAAGGGUGAGAGAGUAACGCAAACACACAAACUAUUCAUAAAUAUACUGUAAAAUCAGUGCACCGGCUUAUAAAUAUAUAUACUGUAUAAAGGCAGCAUGGUGUAAAGUCUAUGUAUAUACUUGGCCUUUUUGUGAUUAAUAUAACAUUUUGUGAUCAAGUGUAGCAAAAGUUUAGUGCUAUUGUAUCUGCUUUAUUCUCUUUAUACAGUAAUGCAAAUGUAAGUUUUACCAUGUUUCCAUGUGUAUAAAUUAUAUAGAUAAUCAUAUUGUUUAUAAAUUAUGUUCAAUUUUUCAGUCAAAUGCUAUAAAAUAUGUGUGGAUCUAUAGUAUUUAUGUUAAUGAUGCUUUUAGCACAAAAACAGCUGCUGCCGUCCUGUUUCAGUGUGUUAUUCUGUAAUAGCGUAGAUUUAAAAACAGGCUCUCCACACACUUUUGUACAUUUCAGAUAAAGCCACUUGUGUAUUGUGUUACAUUUGCUAAAUAAAUGAAAAUAUCCACUGAAA